AUGGCUAACAUACCGCUUCACUGCAACAUCUGUCCCAAGAAACCAAAUUUUAGCGAUGUCUCCCAUCUACUUACCCACAUCGCCAGCAAGGGCCACUUAUCCAACUACUACAAGGUCAAGGUCCGCUCCACCAAUGAGGAAUCAUCCCGCCAACUCAUCGAGGCAUACGACCAAUGGUAUGCUGAAUGGUCUGUUGAGGAGCUCAUGUCAGAGCGGAUGAAUCAAAAGGAUAAACGUCGCACUCGGGCAAAGCCAGCUGCCCGUUCCACUUCUGCGCCCAAGAUCGAGGCUCCUGUGCCACGCUCCGUUCGUCGCGCUGCCGCCGCUGGUAACUUUCUCGAUCCCCGUCUCGCAGAGCAGCAGCGCCAGCAUACAGCGAUAAAGUUGGAGCAAUCACCUUCGCCCAUCUCUCAAACUGCAGGCCCACUUCUCCGUAACCGCAACACUUUCGCUCCCCAUAUGCAAUACUGGCCUACAGAAUCGCGUGCCAGCUCUCAAAGCUAUACGAACCCCGACUAUGAGACCUCGAGUGAAUACUCGGAACCAAGCGAGAGGCGGCGAUCAUACCAACAUGCAGCGGCUUCUUGUGCGAUUGAGGACGAUCCUGCAGAUGUAGCAGACCCGAUGGCUGUCAGUGAGUCAACCAAGCUCAAGGGUGUGUACUGGCCUGGGAUGGAUAUUUUUGAUUCAGCUACCCCGGAGAUGCGCCGCAAGAGAAACCAAAAGAAAGACAGUUCUGUUGUUGCACAGUUAGAGCUCAACUCCUUGGACGUUGAGGCAACGGAGCUCAUUUUCACUCCUUUGGGGACGUUCAAGCGACAACGAAGAAUCUCAUGUUCUGAAUCUGAUGGAGAUGAGGUCGAGCUCAAAUCCGAGAGCUCUCCUCCAAUGCGCAGGCGUCCUGCACUCGCGCAUCUCGACGUCAACACCUCUCGUCGUUCCAGACAAUCAAAUCACCCUGCAUUCCCCUUCCUGGAUCGCAACCAGUACGAUGAAGAUUAUGGCCGCACUAGCAAUCGCACUCGCGCAUCAAAGCGAAAGCGGUUUGAUGUCUUCCAAGAUGACAGCGCUGUUUCAUUCUCACAGCCUAGCAGUAUGACCUAUCUUACAUCUGCCUUCACACGUCAGCCUUCGCCGAGUCCGACAGCCCCUUUUCAUACUUACAAGCCUUUCAAUGAUUCAUUUCAAUACGAUAACAAGGAGAACACCAUGCCCUCGUUUCACCAAACAGCUUAUGGCAACAUCCAUAGCCAUCAGAGUACCAGCUACCAGUACCCUACUUACGCCUAUGGCCUAAGCCCUGAUCAUCAGGUCUUCCAGUACAGCACCCACUUGUACAAUGCGGCUAAUGAAUACCCGCAACACGACCAAGAUGAAGAUGACGACCAACGCACUAUCACUGCGCCUCCUUCUCCGUCUACGAGCUAA
Molecule: messenger RNA, 1428 nt
Organism: Bipolaris sorokiniana ND90Pr
Lineage: Eukaryota; Fungi; Ascomycota; Dothideomycetes; Pleosporales; Pleosporaceae
Exons: 2
Coding region: 1-1428 (475 amino acids)
Source: RefSeq, a predicted model, not a curated record